Molecule: messenger RNA, 991 nt
Organism: Manis pentadactyla (Chinese pangolin)
Lineage: Eukaryota; Metazoa; Chordata; Mammalia; Pholidota; Manidae
Product: collagen alpha-1(II) chain-like
Exons: 4
Coding region: 287-859 (190 amino acids)
Source: RefSeq, a predicted model, not a curated record
AGUUCUCCUGGAGCAAGCCCUAGCGCUUGGGGAAAUGCGUCUGCAUGCCCCCAAGAGAAGAAGCCCUUGUCUCAGGAGGGGAGCUUCUCCUCUGGGCUCUGGCCCCCUGCUGCUAUGCUUUCAGACUCCAUGGCUUCUUUAUCUACAUGCAGAACACUGUUGACAUAGUGAACAACUUAGUGUCCUGCUUUUCAGUCUUCUCUUUUCAAGCAGGGGGAGCCCUGACGUGCAGUCUCCUGGGGCUGGCCAGGAAGCAGCUGGACAAUGGAGCCAAAGAGAAUACCCCAUGGACCAGCAGUCCUUUGUGGAGCCCUCGACUGGCUCAGAUUUUGGGUCCAGUGUUAACACAUCCUGGAGAUGGGGUCGGAUCCUGAGUGGAGGCUGCAGUGCGGGAUGCGGCUGCUGGAGGGAGCGGAGGUCGUUGGGAGUUUCAGCACCACGCUGUGGACAGCACCCUGGAGGUGACUGCGGAAGCCCGGGAGGGUCGGUGACAGCCCCGCUCCCCCACCGCCACCUUCAUGCUUGGAAGCGAGGCGCAGGGGCGGGCCAGGAGGGCCGGGCGCGGAGCCCUCCAGCCCUGGAGGCUGUGUGGAGCUCGGAGCCUGGGCUCAGGGGACGGCUGGAGAGGAGGGGGAGGGAAAGCGAGAAGAGCGAGAGGCGGGGCCGGAGCCGAGUUAGCGGGGAGGCUGGCGCUCCGGACCGCGGAGCCGAGAAGGAAGGCGGAGGCCCGGUCGCCCGCGAGCCUCCUGCCUUUCGGUUUGCUAGCAGUUCCAGGGGAGACGCUGGCUCCAGCUCCCGCUGGUAUCCUCGGACAUCCGCAGGCCCAGGUGUGCAGCCUCUACCUCCUGCCCCAGAGUAAACGGAAAGAUAAGGGCGCCUCUUAGGUGUCGAAGGGCUGUUUCAGGGGAGGCAGGCAGAGCAGUCCGCCUGCGCUGACCUCAUGGCAGCGCGGAGCUUUAGCGACUGUUUCCAGGAACCACAUAAAUGGCCC